AUGGGUCAGAGCCUCUUCGAACGCAUCCAGGCUAAGCUGGAGCUCUUCCGCCUUGAGCAACGCUACACCCGUCGCCGCCAUCGUCGCUCAACCUUCGUCUCCAAUGCCGUCUAUGUGGACGGCGAGUACGUUUACCAAACCCCCAACAGCACCGGCUCUUCCUCAGAGUCGUCCAACGCAUCCCGCAGCGACGCCCUACACGGCGACCGCGCAUCGCCCACUCCUAGAUCUCCCAUGCACUCCAUGUCGCCUGAACCCACGACUCCUACCAUGGAGACACUGCCUGAGCGCAAGAAGUUGAACCGCUUUAGCUCAAUGCCUGGCUUUGGGUCUCGAUCAGAGGAGCAGAGAACAGUUCAGCGCCGAACUAGCAUGAUUCGGUAA
This is a messenger RNA of Trichoderma gamsii, 384 nucleotides long. RefSeq lists its product as hypothetical. The record is from RefSeq and is a predicted model, not a curated record. The coding region runs from base 1 to 384 and encodes 127 amino acids. Lineage: Eukaryota; Fungi; Ascomycota; Sordariomycetes; Hypocreales; Hypocreaceae. The transcript has a single exon.